CUUCAGAUCGAAGAUAGGGUAGAGAGAAAUAAUCAUUUGCGCCCUCGAAUCGGCCGAAUUCUUCUGUCCGGAUUUCGAAUUAUCGUGUCUCAGAGGUUUUUUCGAAUUUUCGGCUGCUGGCCUAAGAUUUCCCCCCCUUACGCCUUCGAUCAUGUAAUUAGUGAAUUCUUCCAUUGCUGUUUCAGACUUGGGCUGUGGAUUGUGACUCUCUUCUGGCUGCUGAUCGAUCUUCCCAUUCCUUGUUUCGCCUGUUCUACCGUUACCUGUUUAGAGUUUUGAGCUUAUGAACCAGUUGACUAGGUGCUUCCCAACGGGAGAAAGCUAAGCGAUGAUUCAUGUUUUGAUGUUUUUGCUUUGAUGAUAAGGCAAUUGAAACUUUGUAAUUAGAGCUUGCUUGAUAUUGCUGUGCUCUGUCCGUAUCUACUUGAAGUGAACGGAAGCUCGUGUAGGGAAUGCGUUUUAGGUAUGUUGCCCUCCAUGAUGUAGAUCAGUCAUUGACUUCUCGAGAUGAUCGCUUCAAUGCUUAAAAUCACAUGCACCUGUCAAGUGCAAUGGCUGUGAGAUAAUGUUUUGAAAUAUGAUGAUUAUACAUGGGUUGGUUAUAGAUUUCGUGCUCGUGGUUGUUGGAUUGUAGUUGAUCAGAGCGAAUGGCUGUUAUCUGUGAGUCUAGUAUCCGGUUACUUGUUAAAUGUGAAAUGGGUAUUUCAUACCAUAUGGUUUAGGAGAUUUAACCGCUCUCACUCACUAUUAGACUAUCUCUCAGUGCGUUUUGUGCUUCUCUUGCUCUGCUUUCCUGUUGAUGAUUUGAAACCUGAAUCUUUUGUCCAACUGCUCAGCAAUGCCAGAUCUUGAGAGUUUCACAUUGGAUUUCUGUCUGAAAAUUUCACCAAUUUCUAUUCUCUAUUUGGUUUAUGGAAAACUGGUUUUCACUAGAUCCCCCCUCUGCUUAGAUUAUGAUUAGGACUUUCUUAAUACUCUUUUGCUCAAUGAAUAGUCCACAGCUUGUGGUAUGCAACUUGUUGACAGUUUUUUCAGCAUCGGUUCUGCAGUUUCGCUGUGCUCCCAGAUCUUGGAUAAGAGAUGGAGCCUGAGAACUCAGUUGAGUUGAGUGAUGAAACAGCUCCUGAGGUAAGUGAUGGAAAGGUGGAGGAGACCAUUGCUUCCAAUGAUGGAGGUCCAUCUGAUGCAAAUGAAACUUCAAAGCCUUCUGCAGAAGCUGAAGGCACAAAGACUGAAGAAACCUCUGCAAUUUCAUCAGAAAGUAAACUCUCAAAACCCUUAAAGAUUGUUCAGGAGCAUGGUACUUCAAAGGUUUCGGCUUCUUCAAAGAACAGCAAAGUAGCUGCUAAGGAUAAAAUCAACUCAAAAGUUGGUCCUGGUUCAUCCUCGCGCAAAGAGAGGCCAGCUGGACUUACUCAGAGUUUAUCAUUUGCUGUUAGAGGAGUUCAUGCUGAUAAAAUGAGGAGGAGCGUUGAUGGACAUACCCCUGCCAAAACAUACACUAAACCUUCCCCUAAUGAAGGCACAAAAUCUCGAAUGAACUUCAGUAGAUCAGUCACUUCGCUUCGCCCUUCUAAUCAACCAAGCAGGCGUGCAACUACUAGUGGGGUGGCAUCUAAGGAAGUGACUAGCAAUGGUGUUAAAGUGCCUUCAAGGCAGAGUUCUUUUGCUACCAGACCUGUGAAAUCAAGUUCUGUAAAUGAAGCUGCCAAAUCCCCUCCACCCGAGGUUCCUGAGUCAGGUGAUCAAAUCGUGAAGCCAGUUGCCACAUCAUCGCCGAUCAAAGAAGAUGAUGACACACAUUCAAAUGCUUCUAGGGGUGCCACUAGUACUCGAAGGACUUCUGCCUCUGGGUUUUCCUCUAGAUUGGAAGAACGUGCUGAAAAGAGGAGAGAGUUCUUUUCGAAGUUGGAAGAGAAGAUCCAUGCUAAGGAAGCUGAAAAGAGCACUUUGCAAGAAAAAACCAAGGAGAGCCAGGAAGCUGAAAUCAAGCAACUGAGGAAGAGCUUAACAUUUAGGGCCGCACCUAUGCCAACAUUCUAUAAGGAGCCGCCUUCCAAAGUUGAACUGAAGAAGCUUCCAACGACACGCCCAAGAUCACCGAAGCUUGGAAGAAACAAGAGUGUCAGCGCCACGAUGAACAAAUCGUCGGAAGGUGGCAUCAGCUCAUCCAUUCGCAGCCUGGAGCCAAGCAACUCAACCAAGGAGAAACCUAAAACCAACGUUGUGAAAAAUGCAGUUGCCUCGAAAACACAGGUCAAGAAACCUCAGCAGUCUAAAGUUCAGUCACAAAGAGUUGUUGCAGCUACUGAUCAUGGGAAGGCUACCAAGGCCAAACCCAAGUCCGCAGCAAGUGCAGGUGGAGAAAAGAGCCAGGCCCUGAAAGCUGCUGACGCGGAGAAAAAAGAAGAAACCCAGAAUGAUUCUGCUGUAGUGAGCCUUCACCCAUCUGAUAAUGCUGAGGAAAGCACUGGUCAGGUUGAUGAUGGGAGAGUGUCGAGUUCAGUGAACCCUGAGAUAGUGCCACAGGAAGUGGUGGUUGGUGGAUGAGAUUGAAGAAGAUGAUGGUUGCUGUAAUUUGUAUCUAUAGAAUUUGCAUUCGGAGCUUCUUCUUUUUUUCUUCUUCUGGUUUUGGCGGGACAAAAUGAAUGGUUGAUGUGAAUAGUCUUUGUUUACUUCUUUUACAUGUUGUUUGGGGGUCAUGACAUUGUUUUCUCUUUUGCGGAUGAGUACUUUUUGAGAGCAAAGUAAUAGUUUUGUUUUCGCUGGAGGCUGUAUUGAUCAUGUUGGGGAAAAAAAGGAUUUCAGUUGUAUUGCAAAAGUGUGAUAAAAGCUGCAGAAGCACAACAAUACACUUCACUUUGUUUAUUGGAUGUUUCAGAUAAAACGAGC
Messenger RNA from Linum tenue, 2892 nucleotides. The record is from the annotation of a GenBank genome assembly. Lineage: Eukaryota; Viridiplantae; Streptophyta; Magnoliopsida; Malpighiales; Linaceae.